This is a messenger RNA of Apodemus sylvaticus (European woodmouse), 441 nucleotides long. RefSeq names its product protein S100-A11-like. Gene Ontology annotation, molecular function: calcium ion binding; calcium-dependent protein binding. NCBI's taxonomy places the organism in Eukaryota, Metazoa, Chordata, Mammalia, Rodentia, Muridae. Gene Ontology annotation, cellular component: cytoplasm. Gene Ontology annotation, biological process: regulation of cell population proliferation. The transcript has 2 exons. Bases 1 to 441 code for a protein of 146 amino acids. The record is from RefSeq and is a predicted model, not a curated record.
AUGAGAUUCCGAGUGACAGGCGCUGUGGAGUGCUGGGGACCACGGCAGGCUGAAGUGGGCCGACAUAAUGGCACGCCAGCACUUUUGCCAGCAGCUACCAUCAGCCAAAGUCACAGCCAGACCUUGCUCCUCAACUUGGCAAAAGUGCUUACAGAGAUGGAGAGAUGCAUCGAAUCCCUGAUUGCUGUUUUCCAAAAGUACAGUGGGAAGGAUGGAAACAGCUGUCAACUUUCCAAAACUGAAUUGUGUUCCUUUAUGAACACGGAGCUGGCCACCUUCAUGAAGAACCAGAAGGACCCUGGUGUCCUUGACCACAUGAUGAAGAAGGUGGACCUCAACAGUGAUGAGCAGUUAGAUUUCCAAGAGUUUCUCAACUUUAUUGGUUGCAUAGCUAUAGCGUGCCAUGAGUCCUUCCUCCAAACUUUCCAGAAGCAUAUAUAA